This is a messenger RNA of Diprion similis, 1245 nucleotides long. RefSeq lists its product as uncharacterized. Bases 1 to 1245 code for a protein of 414 amino acids. Lineage: Eukaryota; Metazoa; Arthropoda; Insecta; Hymenoptera; Diprionidae. The transcript is spliced from 9 exons. The record is from RefSeq and is a predicted model, not a curated record.
AUGCAGGACGUAACAUUGUCGCCCGAUGUUGGUGGGAGAGAUAAAGCCUCGUUGACCACUGUCUUUCAACUUCCUUCACUUGUCCGUAUUCUCACUUAUUACUUGAAACUUAUCGGUUCUAAAGAAGGAUUGCAAUGGUCGCCAAUACUGUCCGCUGGGCCAGGAUUGCAAUCCAUUCACAGUUAUCAAAAAUUACGGAGAGUCCCUUAUCAAGAAUCAUACACCGAGAGAUGCUGGUUGUUCUUCACCUGCGAGGGAUUUCGUACCAAUUACAUCGCUGAGUUCUACACGGCGUUUAACACUGAAGAGAUAAGCUGUAUCGGUGAUCAGAACAAGAUUGAAGCGUCUCAACGAGAGUUGAAUAGUUACAAUUGCAGCUUGGCAGUUUGCGUCGACUCGCUGAUCUGCGACUGCGGCAACGCUCAGGGGGAAUGUCAGGGUCUUUGCAGUGAGAAAAAAGCGAUCUCUGGAUUUUUGAUCAUGUGUCCGUGGGGACAUAAGCUCGUUGAAUCGAAUCGAAAAUGCGUUCCUCGGUGUACCGCUUACUGUACGAAUGGAUGGUGCAAGCGUCCCUUCAGAGACUGCACGUGCUUUGAGGGCUACUGGAAAAAUGGUUCAAAAUGUUUGCCAGCCUCCAGAGCCUGUAUACAUGGAGAGUACGUAUCUUCCACUAAGUGUAAGUGCGACUCUGGCUGGGCUGGUGAUUCCUGCGAUGAGCCACAAUGGUGCGUAAUCGCCGAAGUCGACGGUGAAGGCGUUGCCAAAGGAACCAGCUUGAAAUUCGGCGAGAUGUGUCAAGUAUCAGCGAUUAUUCUACGCACAAGUUCUAACUGGACUCAUAAUUCCGAAAUGGUAUGGAAGAUAUUUCCCGCAUGCUUACCGAAAUGUCCUGAAGAACUAUACGGGAAAGCUGUCAAUUCUACCCAAUAUCUCAUGGACAUGAUCUACCAUUUGAUUCCUAUCGACUCUCGGUGUAAUAAACCAGAAGCUAAUGUCACGGACUCUUCAAACCAAUGGAGUAACAUCGUCAACGAGUUCCGGAGUACGACGAUGUCGUGGUACCAGUAUAUGACUUACCAAAACGACGCCUCCACCUGUGUUGCUUCCGUAUCCAGAGAAUCCAACUUCCUUAAUAAUGGGACAAGUAUAAUCGCGUGGAACGUGUAUUACUUGAUAGCUCCAAACUCACAAAUUUUUAACGUAGCAAUGAAUUUCUCCGGAACCAGGGAGAAAUCCGUUACAUGA